AUGGCCGAAGAGUUCGACAAUGUCGACUUCCUAUCACAAGAGGCAGCGGUUGAGCGAUCAUCUGGCCCGCAACGAACAGCAAGCCCAGCUACUGCCAACGCACCCGCAAAAGUGGUUCAGCCAAAGCCUCAAGCACUGCCUGGAAGACAGGGACCAUCGGCAAUCCUUGUAUCAACUCGACAAAAGGGCAAUCCUAUUCUGAAACAUGUUACACAGCUCCCGUGGGAAUAUUCUGACAUACCAUGCGACUACGUGCUCGGUGCAACAACAUGCGCGCUGUUCCUGUCUCUCAAAUACCAUCGCUUGCAUCCAGAAUACAUCUAUAGCCGCAUCCGCCAGCUGGGAAAGCUUUACAACCUCCGAAUCCUGUUGACCAUGGUGGACAUCACGAAUCACGAAGAGGCUCUGAAGGAGCUAUCCAAGACCUCGAUGAUCAACAAUCUGACGUUGAUCCUGUGCUGGUCCUCCCAAGAGGCGGGCCGCUAUCUAGAACUCUUCAAAUCAUAUGAGCACGCCUCCUCUGCAUCAAUUCGAGCGCACCAAGCAGAGACUUACCAGGAGAGCCUCACUGAGUUCGUUACGACGCCACGAAAUAUCAACAAGACCGACGCUGCCAGUCUGAUCAUGAACUUUGGGUCUCUUCGAGCAGCUGUGAAUGCGGAACCAGAAGAACUGGCUCUGGUGCCAGGAUGGGGUGAGAAGAAAGUCAAAGCUUGGUAUUCUACUGUCCGGGAACCAUUCCGCGUCAGAAGAGCCGCCAAAUCCAAUGCAGCACUGCUGAGGCAAGAGACCUCGUUGUUCUCUGAAGAUGCAAGCACUCCGGAGUCAAGGCCAGGAAGCGGACACACGCCUAUUCCCAUUGGCAGUGUACCCAGCCUUAGCAGGCAGGGAUCAGCUGCUGUUGCGAUACAGAAUACAGCUGAGGCGGGCCCCAGCCACAAGCGUCCUCGGUUGGAAGAAGUUACCAUGGACGAUUUGGACGAGGAGGAAGAAGCUGCGCUCCUUGCCCUUGCUGAUGUUGAAGCGGCAAAAGCAGAGGCACAAGCCUCACGACCGCCCCAGCCACAGAGUCGCAAAGAACCUGAGUUGAGCGCAGGUGUUGCGGCGGCACUAGCAAAGCUACGACAAAAUGGUUGA
Fonsecaea multimorphosa CBS 102226 is the source of this 1137-nucleotide messenger RNA. RefSeq lists its product as uncharacterized. Gene Ontology annotation, cellular component: nucleotide-excision repair factor 1 complex; ERCC4-ERCC1 complex; nucleus. NCBI's taxonomy places the organism in Eukaryota, Fungi, Ascomycota, Eurotiomycetes, Chaetothyriales, Herpotrichiellaceae. Bases 1 to 1137 code for a protein of 378 amino acids. Gene Ontology annotation, biological process: mitotic recombination; nucleotide-excision repair; meiotic mismatch repair. The record is from RefSeq and is a predicted model, not a curated record. Gene Ontology annotation, molecular function: single-stranded DNA binding; damaged DNA binding. The transcript has a single exon.